AUGGGAGGCCAGGGUCGAAGCUGCAGCGCGCGCUGGGAGACGCGAACCCCUGAUUCAUUCGUUUGUGUGUGGAAAGCAGGUGUUCGACCUCCCUUUACUAUAUCGAACCCCCUUUCUGUCCCCCACUCACAGGUGUUCAACACCAUCAUCGGGGGGUCGGGGUCGAAGCUAGAGCGGGCGUUGGGAGAUGCGAACCUUUUUGUCUGUGGAAAGCGGGUGUUCGACCCCCCCUUGCCAUGCCAAACCCUGUUUUCUGACCCCCACUCACAGGUGUUCAACACCAUCAUCGGGGGGUCGGGGUCCAAGUUGGAGCGGGCGCUGGGAGAUGCGUUCCCGGAGGGGGAGCGGUACUCUGGCCUCGAGCCCAGGC
Messenger RNA from Closterium sp. Naga37s-1, 370 nucleotides. The record is from the annotation of a GenBank genome assembly. NCBI's taxonomy places the organism in Eukaryota, Viridiplantae, Streptophyta, Zygnematophyceae, Desmidiales, Closteriaceae.